CGAAACAUACGUUACGUCGAAUAUUAUUUCAAGUAAAACGAUCGAGUUAACAACAGGCAGGGAGAAACCCGGCAGGCUGUUGGGACGUCUGAUAGGCGCUCGCGAUUGCUCGUUCCGCAGUGAUUUAUCUCAACACUCCCAAAACGGCAACCCGUCGUUGUCGUGGUGCUGCCGGGGCCCCGCCGUUAGCCGCGAGAGAUCGCGAGAAGGGAACACGGCAGAAUCGAUCGGAGGAUCAACGAGAGGAUCGGUUGCCUCCUCCGCAAACGUUACCACCGCUUCCUACGCCGCAUCUUGUUGGCGGCCAAGUGAGAUGGAGAAGUCCUCGGCGCGCUUCUCGGAGUACCUGUUCGCCAAGAUGGACGGGCAGGACGUCUCGGCCUCUCAGGGUCCCCGCAAGGUGACCGCCGACACUAGGAAGUGGAUGCGGGAGAAUCUCUUGCUUAUGAUCACUCUGUCAGGUGUACUUCUUGGUGUGAUCCUUGGAUUUGGUUUGCGACCAUUGGGCCUUAGCGAAGACGCUGUCAUGUUGAUCAGCUAUCCUGGAGAACUUUUUAUGCGAAUAUUGAAAUUAAUGAUCCUACCGUUGGUAAUUGCUAGCCUCAUAUCAGGUUCAGCCAGUUUGAACGCUAGGAUGAACGGAAUGAUAGCCGUACGAACUCUCGUCUAUUUCAUACUCACGUCUUUCCUUAAUGCCGUAAUAGGAGUUAUCCUUGUUCUUGUUAUUCAUCCUGGAAAUCCAGGAAUCAGGGAAUCGAUUACACUUCCGACUCACGCCAGAGCCGUCAACAUCUUAGACAGCCUUCUGGAUUUAGGAAGGAACAUGUUUCCUGACAAUCUCUUUCAAGCUGCAUUUCAACAGGCACAUACCGUUUACGUACCAAGAAAACCACCGGUACAAAAUCAAACCGAUGGUUUAUCGGUCAAAGUAGUCGGCGAAGAAGACCUGAUAAGAGUGAUCCAAUAUAGAAGUGGUACCAAUACUUUAGGCAUCGUCUUCUUUUGUCUAGUCUUUGGCACUUUCCUAGGUACCCUUGGCGAAAAGGGUCAGGUUGUGAUAGAUUUCUUCAAGGCUGUUUUCGAGGUCAUUAUGCGAAUGGUCUCCACUGUAAUGUGGAUGACACCAAUAGGUAUAACUUCAGUAAUAGCAGGGAAAGUCCUCGGUGUGAACGAUCUGGCGUUGGUAAUGUCGCAGCUAGCCUGGUUCAUCGUCACGAUCGUGAUCGGUGUCUUUUUCUAUCAGCUGGUGGUGAUGCAGCUUAUCUACCUGGCCGUCGUGAGAAAGAACCCCUUUAGAUUCUACGCCGGCCUCGCCCAGGGUACACUCACCGCCUUCGCCAUGGCAUCAACGGCCGCCGCACUCCCCGUUACUUUUCGACUGAUGACCGAGAAGCUCAGGGUCGAUCCCAGAGUCACCAGAUUCGUCCUCCCGAUUGGGUGCAACAUCAAUAUGGACGGUACCGCACUCUUCGUCGCGGUCGCAAGUAUCUUCAUCGCUCAGAUGAACGGGAUUAUUUUGGGUUUCGGGGAGAUCAUUACUGUUAUUUUGACAUCCACAGCAGCAUCCGUUUCUUCAGCUUCAGUUCCAAGUGCAGCUCUAGUUUUAUUACUAGUUGUUUUGAGUGCCAUUGACGCACCUGUUCAUGACGUUUCUCUUCUAUUUGCUAUUGAUUGGUUUGUAGAUCGUAUAAGAACGACCAAUAAUAUGUUAGGAGAUUGUUAUGCGGCUGCUGUAGUAGAACAAUUGUCUAAAAAAGAAUUAAUGGCAUUGGACGCAGCAGCUUAUCAGUCUGAAACAGUACUGCCCACAACCUUAGCCAAUGGAUGCAUCUCGGCUAACAGGGUACCCGAUCCUGAUACUAUCGUCGUUGAAAUGCAAGACGACACGAGGAUAGCCGGCAUCGCCAAGUAAACUAACUUGUUGUAUCAGCGUACUACCAAUACCACGAAGUGUAACGGAGGAGACCGUUUGACUAAUGGCCGAUCUCGCAAGACAAUUUAAUACGGUAUACCAACGAGAUAUGCCGAUCGAAUGAGAACAAAAACUCUCAGUGGCGAGGUUAAACAUUAGGCACGCCAGUGCCUUUAUUUUCCCCCUAAUUCAUUUCUUUUUCGUUUAAUUUUAUUUAUAAAAAAAAAAAAGAAACUAGAGUUAUACCAACUUUUCUCAAUUCCCCAAAAGAAAGAAAGAAAGAAAAUGUCGACAGAGACACUCGGCUUGGACACUCGAUGACUAUAAGAAAAGUCACGGAUUUACUAUUUCUUCAUUUUUCGAAAGAGUUUAAGUGAGCAAAGUUUUUAGAGACUGCGAUUCGAUUUACCCGUGAAAAAGAGGGAUAGAUAAAAAGAGAAGGUUCGAACGCAAGACAAUUUUAAAUGGAACAAAAUAUUGAAACAAAAAAUGAAAUGAAAAGGAGUCAAUAUCGUAUCGAGACGCGCGUGCGUUUACGAUACAAGAGUAGCAAUAAAAUAUUUGAGAUACGUAAGUUUAAAAAAAAAAAAGAUACAAAAUGCGCUUCUAUAAAUUACUAUAGGAGCACCGAGGUGCGGAGAUUCGAUGAUUCGCGCGUAAAAAAAAAUCUAUCGCUCGUGUAUACUACGAAAGUGUGUUUUCCCCGUCAAUUUUUUUCGUCUAUUCUUCUCUAAUAGAUCUUUCUUUUUUCUUUUGUACGAUUUUUUUUCCUCUUAUUUUCUUUCUUCUUUUUUUUUUUUCUUUUCUUUUUCUAAAAUCAAAAUUGGUACUCGUUACUCCGAAUGAAACGGUAGUUUUCGGAACGAUAAAAAAACGAUGGACAAUUUUGCUGGUAAAUGAAGAAAAAAAAAAAAAAAUAAUUGUCGAUUAUUAACGUGAAAACAAAAAAAAAAACUAAAUAUUUAGUCUGUCUCACUUGACAAGUGAUCAUUCGCAUCGUCGAAUGGUGGUGCCUUAAUUUCGAUGCGCCCUCGGAUUAGGUGCGAUGAAAGUAAUGCGCGUCGUUGAUGUAUUAAUUUUCAUUAACGUUUUAACAAAACACACACAUCACCAUUAAUUCUUUGAAGAGAAACAACAACAACAAUAACAACAAAAAAGAAAAGAGAAAGAAGAGAAGGGAAAAGAAAAGAAAAAAAACAAACGAGUAAUGUGUUUUCCUGCAAAAAUGUUCUUGGGUAUUAUUAUCGUCAAAGAUAGACGAUAAUGAUAACAAUUAAUUUAAUACUUUGUAUUUAAUCAUCGACGUACGAUGAUCGAUCGAUCGAUCCUAGUCAAUGACGCGAGAGAAAUCGUGUCAGUUGGUUUGAAGAAAAACAAAGCAAAAGAAAAAAAAAAAAAAAGAAAAAGAAAAUGAACAAAAAGAAAUAAAAAUAAAGUAAAAGAAAUAAUUUCAUCGCGAGUGAUACCUAUAGUAAGUGAGACACAUCGUAAGUGAGAACUAGUGAGAAGAGUGAGAUUUAAGGAUUUAUAAACAAAUGUACAUUAUAAACGAGUAGCGUUUCCUGCGUGUUAAACGUGUUUAGCAUCAUCGAACCCUUUGAAAACAAACAAAAACAAAACAAAAAAAAAUAACAAGAAAAAACAAAAAAAAAUCAUUUAUAAUAUAAAAAAAUGCAUUAAACAAAUACAAGCCUCGUCCGAUAGUUCUUAGCAAUCAAAUUACUCGAUCGUAUUUCCCUCCCCGCUUCGGGGGAGAAAAUAAUGAUGAUUAUUAAAGAAUAAUGCACCACAUUAUAAGGGAUUAUACGUAGAUAUCCUAAGAUAUUAAACAAAGUUCGUUGUAAUUAAGUAUAAUUACAUAUCCGCGAUGCGUUGCUAGUCGUGUAAGAGAGAACGUAAGAAAUACAAAAAAAAAAAAAUACAAAAAAAAAAAUAAAACAAAAGGUGCUACGAGAUAUGUUUACGCAAGACUAAUGACGUCGUUGUUUCUUCUCACGAAUGAGAUAAAAAAAAGAGUUAGCCUAGCUUUUAUUUUUAUUCUUUUUCUCGUAGUAUAGUGUUCGCGUCCGUCAUUGGCUAUGAUGAUUCGAUUGCUUGUAUAAUAAAAAAAAAAAAAAAAAAA
Messenger RNA from Polistes canadensis, 4034 nucleotides. It is a transcript of the gene Eaat2, whose product is annotated as excitatory amino acid transporter. Gene Ontology annotation, molecular function: neutral L-amino acid transmembrane transporter activity; glutamate:sodium symporter activity; L-glutamate transmembrane transporter activity. Gene Ontology annotation, cellular component: plasma membrane. Lineage: Eukaryota; Metazoa; Arthropoda; Insecta; Hymenoptera; Vespidae. Bases 314 to 1912 code for a protein of 532 amino acids. Gene Ontology annotation, biological process: L-glutamate transmembrane transport. The record is from RefSeq and is a predicted model, not a curated record. The transcript has 11 exons.